CGGAUGUGAUGCAAGCGCGCGCAGACCAAGCGCAAGUCUUGAUGACGUCAUCGGAAAAGGCCAGGUGCUGAAUCAUUCGCCGAUAUUUUUUCAUUGCAGCAUACUAGCGUGUUAGCGAUUUGUAAUUUAAACUGGUUAGUUGCUUCUAGUAAAGCGCGACAAAGUUGCGACCGUGUUGUCAAACGGCAGCAGUAUCCUCCCCUAGUUCAGGAAGUUGUGUCAGAGUUACUUGCAUUUGUCUGAGACGGCGAUUCGUGGAAUUGGGAGCCAUAUAUACCAAUCACUAGACGUGGUUUUGAGUGAGUGUCUUUGUUUGUCAUUACACACUGCUCAUCACGUAAAGACGGCGUUAGAACUUAGAGGAGAGUAUUGAUUGUGUCAGUUGAAAGCAGUGAAUGCAGCUAAAGGCGUGUCUACCAUCAGCACUAGGCUUUCAUAGCAGCUACGUCGUCAGCAGAGGGUUUUCAGAGAACAUUCUAGAACUUAUGGUGCAAUGCCUUACUGAGUGUAUGUAUGCACACAUGGAACACGCAGCACAUGACUCACCGGCUGGAAUCACAUGCACUGCAGUCAGAAAGCUGUAAGCUUAUAUGCCUCAUAUCAGGUUUUUGACUUUCAUGCGAGCCUAGCAUCACGAGUGCGUGUUUGUGGAAACUUGGAUCGUCGCCACCCGUAGUCCACGGGCAAGUAGCGUAUAUAGUACGUGACUGAGAGAACUGCCAGUUUACUGAAUAUAUAUGCUGUCGAAUCAAUAGCUCGUGUCUACGUGUACACGUAUCUACAGUGCCUGGAUACUGAGGACUUCAUCAUUUUCUAAGCCUUAAGCCGAGCUCAGUAACUGCUUAUUUUUGACUGUGUGUAACACUAGAGCUCUAUCCAAGACACGAUUGUGCUGUGGUUGCGCGCACGCACACACUGUGCUGGAACGCUCAUCAAUACGUACCUAGUUCUGGUGACGAGGAAAGAUUAAAGCGUCGAUGGCUGAUUGCUGAUCUUCGUCUAUAGCCAAAAACGCCUGGCGAGCAAAACCCGCAGGUGUCGCACCACCACCGCCAGCGAGAGGCGAGUCUUCGCCGGCCGUCCAGUCUGCAGCAACAUUCGCUCGCGCGCCGACCGCCAAGAUGCUGCUGCCAAUGAAGCGCUACUUCACGGACGGCCUCGUCCAGAUCGCAAUCGUCCUCAGCCUCCUGCGCAUUGACCUCGACAUCUACGGCGACAUGGACGACAUCUUCGUGCCCGCGUACGGCGAAGCACGCGUCGGCGGGAUGUCGCUGUACGCAAGCGCGCGGCACCGCGGCGGCGGCGCGAUCGACGGCUACGCGGCGCACCCAAAGAGCGUGGAUCGCGACGCGUCGCCGAUGCUGCGCGAGCUGCAGCGUCUCGGCGCGUACGAGCGUUUCCGCGCGCCGCUCCCGAUGCAGAACGACUUCGUCGCGCUGCUGCUCAACGUUCCCGAGAAUCUCACCGAGGCGGGGGGCGGCGGCGCGGGCGGGACGCCGCAGGAGGAGAGCGUCCCCGCGCAGCCGACCGCCGCGCAGGACGACGACGGCGGUAACCACGACGACGGAUCGCGGGAGGCGACCGCGCUCGGCGCCGUGUCUCCGAAUAGCGAUCUCACGAAAGAGGAUAUGGACCUCAUAGAGAUCCUGUGGCGACAAGACAUUGAUCUGGGAGCACCUAGGGAUGUGUUUGACCCCACACUGCGCAUGGAGCAGAGGAAGAAGGAAGCAGACAGCAACAACAACAACAAUAACAAUGAGACGGCCAUUCCCUCAGACCCCUGGAGCGGGCUUCAGUAUUACAGAGAUGGGGAGACAGGCGAGUACGUGAUGCUGCCACCGCAGCAGCAGCAGCAGGCCCCGUCCGCCGCUCAGCCUGCGGACAGCCGCCACACCGAUGUGGACGAGCCGCCGACCGCCGAUGCCGACUCCGUGACCUUGCAGACGCCAGAGGUCGCCGACGCCGUGGUCCCCCUCCCGCCCGCUGCCGCGCUGCUGUCCGAUCGCCAGCCGUACAGCGACCUGGGCGCCUCGGCCCCGCAGCAACAGCAGCCGCUGGAGUAUAGCGGGCCAAUGCAGGACGUGAUGGAGAUAGGAGCGCUGCAGACGCAGGAGCAUCGCACGCGCGGGGAUUCGGAGAGCACGCGCGCGUCAGAGGUGUCGCACAGCGACUACGAGUCGACGGUGUCGCCCGCGGACGAACAGCAGGAUGGAUACGCAUUCGGUUUCGACCUUGAUCUUGACCUUGAAGAGCUGACCAACAACCUGAACCUGGACACGUGCAACAUGACCACCGUCGCCCAGUUUGACAACUACAUCCAAAGCGGGCAGCGACUUCUGAACGGCUCCGUCGGUGACCAGGUGCAGCCCGCAGCGUUUACGCGCCUCAGCAGCAUAGAGCAGCGUUGGGAGGACGUGGCCAGCGUACUGGAGCUGGACGCCGGCGCUCUGCGGGCGACCGCGACGUGGCCGACCAACUUCUCGGGAGCCGCCGGCAGCGCCCCCAUACAGCCGUCGGACGUACUACUGCAGAACGUGACGCUGGCGUCGCGACUCAGCCGAUAUUGACGAGCUGACCCUAAUGACAAACGCCAGUCGGAGAGCAGGCAGCGACGGCGGCGAGACGAACUACGACCCCGC
Messenger RNA from Priapulus caudatus, 2639 nucleotides. Its product is annotated as nuclear factor erythroid 2-related factor 1-like. Gene Ontology annotation, biological process: regulation of transcription by RNA polymerase II. The record is from RefSeq and is a predicted model, not a curated record. Lineage: Eukaryota; Metazoa; Priapulida; Priapulimorpha; Priapulimorphida; Priapulidae. Gene Ontology annotation, cellular component: nucleus. The coding region runs from base 1122 to 2567 and encodes 481 amino acids. The transcript is spliced from 7 exons. Gene Ontology annotation, molecular function: DNA-binding transcription factor activity, RNA polymerase II-specific; RNA polymerase II cis-regulatory region sequence-specific DNA binding.